AUGCGUUUCACAUCCAUUUGCAGCUUGAUUCUGACCUGUGUCUGUUGUGUUUCCGCAACCAUUUUCCAGAACAGUCAAGAAAGAAUCACGAAUUACCCGAACACUGUUAUCGAUACUGUCGGGUAUCAGUUUCAGAAGUAUUCUCCGGAUGCUCCUGAGUUAUCAUACAAAGGACGAUGGGAUUCGAAGCAUCUCAGCUGGUGGUCGGCGCCUGGGCUGAAAUUUGGGUUCACCGGAAAACAAGUUGCUAUCACAUUUGGACUCCUGACGACCGAUAAAACUCUCAUUGCAUAUCGCAUUGAUGGCCAAGAUUGGCAGCUCACCAACGUUACCACUGGCGCGACACAUUUACUUGUCAGUCCAAGUACGCCGGGCAUCGACCUCACUGGCCCCAUUAGUCCAAGUACUUUUGAGAUGCGAGUUACGAAUUGGGCAUAUGGAGUUCAAAUUGAUUCAGUUUAUGUUACAAAAGGGGAUAAGUUGAUUGAGCUUCCGAACUUUGGAAGGUCAAUUGAGAUCAUUGGAGAUUCGCUUUCUUCUGGCUACAGUGCAACACUCGAAGGGGUGUCAAGCUAUGCAUAUGGCCUAGCGGCGGGUCUCGGGGAUACUGAGUAUUCCAUCACUGCUUACCCAGGUAUAUGCGCCUUUGACAAAGUGUGCUGGGGAAACCGGAGAGGCAUGUUCUAUCAAUGGUGGUAUACCUCAGACGUCAGCCCAAGAGCCAGUGAAAUAUACGGCGACAAACCAGAGCGGUGGAACUUCUCCAAGAAUGCGGCGCCGGAUAUCGUGGUGGUAAACCUCGGCACAAAUGAUGCUAACGCGGCCAACAAUGUGACUUCAGAGGGUUAUGUUGCACAGUAUACCAUGCUCGUUCAGGGUGUCCAUGCCGUCUGGCCAAAGGCUCAAAUCAUUCUCAUUUCUUUGUGGAAUGGCUUUGAUGCUGUCGGCAAUACGUACGCACAAGGUAGCGCCUGGAAGUCCGAAAUCUACUCAAUCUACGAAUAUUUCAAUUCUCCUUCAUACCUCGAGAACCCCGUACUCUAUGACCCAGUUAAGAACGUCACUUAUAACGCCAAUGAGCCAAGCUCUCCCUUUGUCCACUACUUCAACACUACAGGCAUAAUGCAGCACAAUGAUAUCGGCCCAAAAUGGCAUCCCACAGAUGUCGGAAACAUCAAGCUUGCAAGCCAUCUAAUCCAAUAUAUUAAGAUGAAGUUUAACUGGAUUCUGUAUUCCACAGGCCCGGAGGUGUACCACCAGACGCUGUACUGGAAUGAUCAAGAUACCUACUAA
This is a messenger RNA of Venustampulla echinocandica, 1293 nucleotides long. Its product is annotated as SGNH hydrolase. Bases 1 to 1293 code for a protein of 430 amino acids. The record is from RefSeq and is a predicted model, not a curated record. Lineage: Eukaryota; Fungi; Ascomycota; Leotiomycetes; Helotiales; Pleuroascaceae. Gene Ontology annotation, molecular function: carboxylic ester hydrolase activity. The transcript is spliced from 3 exons.